AUGCUUGAUUCACUGUCACAGCUACUCCUUCUUCUAGGACAAAUCUUUGCAAUGUUGUUCUCUUGGUCUUUGCCUACUCUCUUUACUCUCUUCGCUGGGUUUCAGCAAGUCGUUGACGCCACGCCACGGUAUUGCCCACCUUACGGUCCUGUUUUGCCUGCACCGAGACAAGCGAGUCAGCAUCCCGCCGUGCAAUAUGCCGUUGACACCAUUACCACUGUUCUGAAGGGACAAACCGCAGGCUUCAAUCUCUCUGGUGUCUCGGUUGGCGUAAAGUCCAUUUACGAGGAUGAACCUUUGCUUGACUUCCACUACACGCCUUCGACCGUAAAUCCGAAGGAAGGUGUGUUCACAGUUCUUGCGGCUUUGCGUCUAGCAGAGGACAAGGUGUUGAGCAUGAAUGAUCCUGUGACUCGCUGGAUUCCAGAACUUGCUCACGGCGAUGGCUCUCAUUCUGGCGAUGAGCUUGAUGUUAUCCACUGGGACGACAUCACUGUCGGCGACGCUGCGGCACAUCUAUCUGGCCUUGGCGGAGAUAUGACGACUGAUAUCUCUGCUUUCCCCUUCGACUGGGAAGCUCUUGGCCUCCCGAAGCUGUCAAAGAAUAACAAGAUCCCAUCUUGCAAAGGUCUGCCAGGAGUGCCAGUCUGCACCCGAAAAGACUUCCUCAACAUCUUCAAAUCCUACCGUCCUCCCGUAUACCAGCCUAGCCAAUCGCCAGUCUACUCCAAUGCAGGAAUUAGUCUUGUCGGCCUUGUCGUCGAGGCAGCAUCGAAGAAGCCCUUUGACGCUGCUAUCAACGAUCUGGUUCUUAAACCCCUAGGUCUCAAGCAGACAUACUCUGGUAUCGUCCCAGAAAACUCGAAAAACAUGUUCAUUCCUGCUGGAAGCGCUGAUUGGGCCGCUGACAUCGGAAUCUUUGCUCCGGCCGGCGCGAUAGGCUCUAGCACAGCCGAUAUGCUUUCCUUCAUGACCAGUAUUCUGAAGGACAAAGCCCUUUCUCCAUCAAACACCCGCCGCUGGCUCAAGCCAAACACAUUCACAUCAACGUGGAGUGCAUCUGUUGGAUCUCCUUGGGAGAUAUAUCGCGUCGAUAACUUGACUUCUGACGGUCGUAUUAUCGAUCUAUACACCAAGGGCGGUACUCUAAGCGGCUAUCAAUCCGGUAUGGCCAUGAUUCCUGACACUGGCCUUGUUGUGUCUGUCCUUGGUGCGGGACCAGAGGUUUCCAGUGUUUGGGCACAACUAGCGACUCUUAACAUGGUAGAAGCGCUGAUCCCAGCUAUGGACAUGGCAUCUCGUGAUGAAUCCAAGGCCCGUUUCGUUGGGCAAUAUGUUGACAAGAAGACGGGGUCUUCGCUUACCCUCUCUUUGGAUGAAGGGCCUGGUCUGGUGUUGAGUGGCUGGACUGCCCGAGGCUUCGACAGCCUACCCAACUUGAACCGUUUCCAGCCUGGAAGAUACAACGAUACAACACAUUCUGGAAUCAAGAGCAUCAGAAUGUACCUUACUAGUAGUGAGAAUCAGUCCCGUGCCGCAUGGAGAGCAGUAUUCCCGACACUCAACGACACUGAAGCUGAAAUGAUUGAAGGCUUGACCAAAGUUAGAAAUGUAACUUGCAUUACUUGGCACAUGCUCGAUCGCUUUAUUUACAAUGGCCUUUCCAUGGACCACUUUGAGUUCAAGUAUGGGAAGGAUGGCAGGGCUCUUAGUAUCAAGUCGAAGGCAUUUGACAUCGAGAUGAAUAGGGUAGAGAAAAAGGCGUGA
This is a messenger RNA of Fusarium mangiferae, 1767 nucleotides long. RefSeq lists its product as uncharacterized. The record is from RefSeq and is a predicted model, not a curated record. The transcript is spliced from 5 exons. Lineage: Eukaryota; Fungi; Ascomycota; Sordariomycetes; Hypocreales; Nectriaceae. The coding region runs from base 1 to 1767 and encodes 588 amino acids.